AUGGUUGGCUUUCUCAAUGGAGAGAGAUUGCUAGUGGAGACUUGCAUGAAAUCUGUGCUGUGCAGCAUGUUUGAAAGUGAGUCUGGAAAAGGAAGUGAACGACAGUUUGCUGAAGAUGUCGAUUUGUUUAAAGCUUUUAAGACAAAGGCUGGUUUUGAAGUUUUACUUCCUAAAGUACAUCAACGUUAUGAUUUGGAUGGGGAUGCCAGUAUGGCUAAAGCAGUAACAGGUAUUGUAUGUUAUGCCUGUAGAGUUGCCAGUUCUUUGCUACUUUACCAGGAGCUGAUGCGAAAAGGAAUACGAUGGCUAAUUGAAAUAAUCAAGGAUGAUUACAAUGAAAUGGUUCAUAAAAAGACAGAGGUUGUCAUCAGGCUGGAUUUCUGCAGCAGAAACAUUGAGAAAGCUGAGAAGAUGUAUGAGAAUUUGAUGCAGAUCAACUUGGAAGCAUCAGAAGUGGAUGAAAUUUCAGAGAUACACAUAAAACUGUUGCGUCUCUCCAGCUCUCAGGGCACAAUAGAAACUAGUCUUCAAGAUAUCAAAACCAAACUUUCUCCUGGUGGUUUACUGGCUGACACCUGGGCAAAUCAGGAAGGCAUGCAUCCAAAAGACAGAAAUCCAGAAAGGCUGCAGGCGCUGCUGUGUUCCAUCACAGAUAUUUAUUAUCAGUUCAAAAAAGACAAAGCAGAACGAAGGCUUCCUUAUAAUGAAGAACAAAUUCACAAGUUUGACAAGCAGAAGCUGUAUUUGCAUGCUACAAAAGCCAUAGCUCUAUUCAAAGAUGAAUGUGUCAGCAAGUAUGAUACAUUUUUGGACAAGGCUGAGGACUGGACAAGGAAAAUGCUUCACAUAAGGAAGCAGUUACUGGCUCUCACCAACCAGUGUUUUGAUAUUGAAGAAGAGGUGUCCAAAUACCAGGAUUAUAUAAAUGAGUUACAAGAUGCUUUGCCGCAGAAAAUGUUUGCAGCUUCCAGUGGGAUGAAACAUACAAUGAAUACAGUCUAUCCAAGCUCAAACACACUAGUGGAAAUGACUCUUGGUAUGAAGAAACUAAAGGAAGAAAUGGAAGGGGUUGUUAAAGAGCUGGCUGAGAACAAUCACAUUUUGGAAAGAUUUGGUGCUUUGACUAUGGAUGGUGGCCUGCGGAACUUGGACUGUAUCUAGCUUUCAAAGGACCUGAAGAGGACUUGUAAAUUUUUUCAAAGGAAAAAAAAUACUCUUGGGACAUUCAAAGGCAGAUAAUAAGUCUGUAUCCAUUUUUUUUCCCCUCUACAAUUGUAGUAUUAAAAAGAAUGUAAAUAUGUAUAAUAUGUAAAUAUAAAAGAAAUAUAUAUCUUUUUUUCGUCAAUGUUAGGAUAGAAUUACUGAAUUACUCUUGGCAGGGAAUUUAGCCCCUUGGAGGAUCUCUGACGAAGUCCUAAAGGCAAAAGUGUUAUUGAUGAAAUUGAC
This is a messenger RNA of Balearica regulorum gibbericeps (East African grey crowned-crane), 1446 nucleotides long. NCBI's taxonomy places the organism in Eukaryota, Metazoa, Chordata, Aves, Gruiformes, Gruidae. The record is from RefSeq and is a predicted model, not a curated record.